AUGAAUGGAAAUAAACCCAUCCCACCCAGUAAAGACGACGAGUUACCUGGAGAACCAAAUAAUACUAGCACUGCAACCGUCAUUGACAAUUUGACUUCAACUGAUAAUCCGACUACAACUGGCUAUAUGACAACAGAAGAUUCAACGACAACAACGACCACAAAAACACGGAAUAAAGUUCUUCUGCAAACAGCAGUUACGUAUGCACAAGGGGAGAAUGGCUCCAAUCCAAUACCGGUUCGAUUACUUUUGGAUAGCGGUAGCCAACGUUCCUACAUUACCAAUUCAUUAAAGAAGCGACUCGGUCUGGUUCCAAUACGAACAGAAACUCUUAAUUUAAAUACCUUUGGUGAUGAUCAUUUUAAGAAACGACGUUGCGAUAUAGUCCAGUUAUCGUUGAAGGGAAAUAGUGACAAUCGAAAGAUAACGGCACUUUGUUUUCCAAAUCUUUGCUCACCAUUGACAACCACGAUUGAUCUAAGCCUAUAUCCACAUUUGCAAGAGUUACAGCUCUCUGAUCUCAACAUUCUCGAAGGACGACAAAAUGAUAGCAGUAUCGACAUUCUUAUUGGCGCAGAUUAUUAUUUUGAUAUUCUCACUGGCGAGAUGGUACGAGGCGAAAGUGGUCCUGUUGCCAUUAAUAGCGACUUUGGCUAGGUUGUUACUGGUCCGACAAGUGAUACAGAAUCGUGUUCGAAAGUCUCGGGAGUUCAUUUGCUCAUCGAGGAGCAAGGUUCAUUAUUAACACCAUCCCCAUUUGCGUUGAGAGAGGAUGAAUCUGAACUUUCGAAGUGUUUAAACCAAUUCUGGGAGAUCGAGUCGAUGGGAAUUAACGAGGAGAAAGUAACUAAAGAAGAGUUUUUGAAGGAUAUUCGAUAUCUCGAGAAUGAAGCAAGAUACGAAGUUAGUUUACCAUGGAAGAAUGAGAGUAUUCCGAGAGUAUUGAUGAGAGUAUUAAUGAGACUAUUUGAUACUGUUGUAAAUUUCAGAGGUUAUCCUAUCGGACUUGUUGCUGAUAUCGAGAAAGCCUUCCAUCAGAUACAAAUUGCUCCUGAUGAUAGGAAGAUGUUGAAGUUUCUCUGGUUUGAAGAUAUUAAUCAAGAUCCCCCGACCCUCAAAGAAUAUGAGUUUCGACGUCUGCCAUUUGGUCUAACCCCCAGUCCUGCUAUCUUAUCCAGCACCAUAUCUCAUCAUCUUUCAAGAUACAAGGAAAUUGAACCAGAGAUAGUCUCAUUGUUGCUCGAGUCUCUGUACGUUGAUGAUUUCGCAGGUGGAGCUUAUGAUGAUGAUGAAGCCUUACAUAUCUAUCGCACAUCUCACGAUCUCUUAUAUAACUGA
Paramuricea clavata is the source of this 1338-nucleotide messenger RNA. The record is from the annotation of a GenBank genome assembly. Lineage: Eukaryota; Metazoa; Cnidaria; Anthozoa; Malacalcyonacea; Plexauridae.